Cylicocyclus nassatus is the source of this 1734-nucleotide messenger RNA. NCBI's taxonomy places the organism in Eukaryota, Metazoa, Nematoda, Chromadorea, Rhabditida, Strongylidae. The record is from the annotation of a GenBank genome assembly.
AUGGACAUGCCGGACUCCUCUUCGUCGGUACGCUUCUGGCUGCUCAAUGCGCUGGUGUGGGCACUCUACGCGGUCGCCGGCCUCGGGCUGCGGCAUGCCUAUCUGGCCGACGCCGGAAGCGCGGGCGUGCUGAUCACGGUCGGCCUGGCGGUCAGCCUGUUCGGCUGCAGCGGUGGCAUUCGUGCGCUGGCCCUGCGCGCCGGCUGGUGGUCGCGCGGUACGGCCGGGCUGUUGUUGCGGCUGGCAGUGUCGGUGGCGCUCGGCGCGGCGCUGGCGCAGGCACUGGUGAACAUGGCCUUGCACACGGCACUGGCUCUGGGAUGGGUGGAUGCCGGCCGCCAGGUGGCCGACUUCAGCCCCAAGGCACUGCUGCUCUACUGGUACACCACGGCGGUGAUGCUGGCGCUGUGGACCGCGCUCUGGGCAGGCCUGCACAGCCUGCGCCGGAUACGGGGUGCGGAGCUGGCCCGGCUGCGCGCGGAAGCCGAACGCAGCGCGCUGGAGCGCGAUGCACUGCGCGCGCGGCUCAAUCCGCAUUUCAUGUUCAAUGCGCUGAACAACCUGCGUGCGUUGAUCCUGGAAGAUCCCGAGCGCGCGCGCGACAUGGUCACCCGCCUGUCGCGCACCCUGCGCCAGGCGCUGGCACACAACCGCAGCGAGCAGGUCACGCUGGCCGAGGAACUGGCGGUGGUCGAUGACUACCUGGCCAUCGAGGCGAUCCACUUCGAACAGCGCCUGCAGGUGCGGCAGCAGAUUGAUGCCGAUGCCACGCAGGCACAGUUGCCGGCGAUGGCGCUGCAGCUGCUGGUGGAAAACGCGAUCAAGCACGGCAUCGCCAGCCGCCCCGGCGGUGGCGAAGUGCAGAUCCGUGCCACGUUGGACAACGAUGUGCUGCGCCUGCAGGUGGACAAUCCAUUGGGCAGCGCGAUCGAACCCACUCACGGGCAUGGUGUCGGCCUGGCCUAUCUGCGUGCGCAGCUCGGCCCUGCUGGAGAUUCCGCAAUGAGUGGCGUGCUGCGUGUGUUGAUCGUUGAUGAUGCACGGCUGGCGCGGCAGGAGCUGCGCACGCUGUUGUCGGCGUUGCCCUGGGUGCAGUGCGUGGGCGAGGCCGACGAUGUGCCCGCUGCGCGCGAGGCGAUUGCAACGCUGGCACCAGACCUGGUGCUGUUGGAUGUGCAGAUGCCCUCCGGCAGUGGCUUCGACGUGCUGGAGGGGCUGGAAUCCGUGCCGGCGGUGGUGUUCGUCACGGCCUUCGACGGCUAUGCGGUACGUGCCUUCCAGGCCAAUGCGCUGGACUAUCUGGUCAAGCCGGUGGAGGCGCCGCGGCUGUUGGAAGCGCUGCAGCGGGCGCGCCAGCGCGAGGUGGAGACGACUGAAGCGCCCGCGCUGCGUGGCACGCUGGGCGCGCAUGACCAGGUGUUCGUGCGCGAGGGCGAGCGCUGCUGGUUCGUGGCGGUCUCCGAGAUCCGGCGGCUGGUGGUGGACGGCAACUACACGCGGCUGUGGUUCCGCGACCAGAACGCGCUGCUGACCCGCAGCCUGAGCGCAUUGGAAGCACGCCUGCCGCAGGAGCUGUUCUUCCGCGCCAACCGCAACACGCUGGUCAAUCUGCGCCGUAUCCGCGCGGUGACGCCGAGCAUCGGCGAUGGCUACGACCUGGCGCUGGACGACGGCAGCGAAGUGGAAGUAUCUCGGCGGCAGGCACGCGAGCUGCGCGAGCGGAUGGCGUUGUAG